UCCUUCCAGCGGCUCCGCAAGUCCUGGAGGAGGGCAUUGGGGAAGGUGUCCUCGGAAGAAGGCUUCUCUCAGGACCAUUGCUCUGGGGUUCUGGGUGGAUUUGGAGGGAGCCUCGGGUUUGGACCAGGUCCCCUCCAACUCCCCCAUCUCCCACGCCAGGUUACGUAAGGAGGUCAGCAGGCUUCUUAAGAUCGUCCCGCUGCUCUUCCUGCUAUGAUGCCUGGGCAGAUCCCAGACCCUUCCGUGACCGCGGGCUCUCUGCCGGGGCUCGGACCCCUCUCCGGACUCUCCAGCUCCGCCCUGACUGCAGAGGAGCUGAAAUACGCCGACAUCCGCAACAUUGGGGCCAUGAUAGCGCCCUUGCACUUCCUGGAGGUGAAACUGGGCAAGAGGCCCCAACCCGUGAAGAGUGAGCUCGAUGAGGAAGAAGAGCGGAGGAAACGGCGCAGGGAGAAGAACAAGGUGGCCGCGGCCCGAUGCCGAAACAAGAAGAAAGAGCGCACGGAGUUUCUGCAGCGGGAGUCGGAGCGGCUGGAGCUCAUGAACGCCGAGCUCAAGACCCAGAUCGAGGAGCUGAAGCUGGAGCGGCAGCAGCUCAUCCUCAUGCUCAACCGCCACCGCCCCACGUGCAUCGUGCGGACCGACAGCGUCAGGACCCCCGAGUCCGAGGGCAGCCCACUGCUGGAGCAGCUGGACAAGAAGUGACCGACCGUGGGCCACGAGGAGGAGCCGGAAGAGGAGAGGCGAGAGGGGAAGAGGAGCGGGCUCCCGGAGCCCUGGCUUGGCGCAUGAGAAACUUUAUCCCUUGGGGCUUGGGGCGGCCAGACCCUGGCCCGCUCCUUGAUGAGACUCGGGCUCAGUAGCACGAGGGAAAGAACCAGUCAAGGAAACCCGGGAGGACCGAGCGCUGAGACCAAAGCUGAGCUGGGGUUAAGGGCUGUCCAGCUUGAAGGCCACCCGGGGCCAGAGAGGUGCCCAAGCAGGCCGCCUUGUGGGGUACCACUCUGGCCUCACCACCAAGACCCCCACCGGAGGGACCACCGAGCAGCCAGGACAAGCCAUAAGUUGCAAUCAAGAUUUGGCAGAGGAUGGAGCUCUGCACAUACUGCAGUCCACCUGCCCACAGCCGUGCCCGAGCCUGGUGGAAAGGGGCACGCUGCGGGCCUGCAACAGCCCUGACCCCCGUGGUGCCGCUUGCAGCACCCUGGGACUGGAGCACCCUGGGCUUGGAGGACCUGGAGCACCCUUGCAGGCCCUGCUGGAGUUUGCUGAGGCACUGAGGCGCAGGCGCCCUUCCAAAGCACACACUUACUGAAUGUUUACAGACUGGCUGUCCUGGCCGGGCUUCCAACUGCACAUGGUUGUUUUUUUUUUUUUUUUUUUUUUAAAUAUUUUCAUUCUUUUUUUUUUAAAUAUUUUUUACAAAAAAAAAAGAUUUUAUACAAGCAAUAUAUAUAUGGAUUUCUAUAAUCACUCGAUGUGAUAUAGUGCGAUAUGCUAUGGGUUUUUUUUUUGUUGUUACGGACAGAUAGAUACCCACCAGUUAGGGCCGUUGUGUGUAACUCCUAAGUACUGUAUUCUCUGGGUGUCCAGGGGUGGCCAGGCAGGUGAGGUGUUUCCAUUCUUGUAAACCCUUCCUAGUACUCAGUCCUGUAUCGCUCAGUAAACAUUGCUCUUACUUA
This is a messenger RNA of Jaculus jaculus (lesser Egyptian jerboa), 1682 nucleotides long. It is a transcript of the gene Jdp2, whose product is annotated as Jun dimerization protein 2. NCBI's taxonomy places the organism in Eukaryota, Metazoa, Chordata, Mammalia, Rodentia, Dipodidae. The record is from RefSeq and is a predicted model, not a curated record. Gene Ontology annotation, molecular function: RNA polymerase II cis-regulatory region sequence-specific DNA binding; DNA-binding transcription factor activity, RNA polymerase II-specific. Gene Ontology annotation, cellular component: nucleus. The coding region runs from base 214 to 705 and encodes 163 amino acids. Gene Ontology annotation, biological process: regulation of transcription by RNA polymerase II. The transcript is spliced from 4 exons.